AUGCCCAUACAGACACAUCCCCGCCUCGAGCCUAAGACUAUCCCUCGCGCCCAGCCCCGCAAGCUGUACCCUCCCCCCGCUCUUUCCGGCGUCCAGCAGCGCCUGCGUGACCGCCUCCGUGUUGCGCGGCGAGAUCGAGAUCUCGAACCCGUCCUCGCCCGUGUACCCGCCGCGCGCGAUAUGCAGCUCCUCCACGUUGUCCGCGCCCAGCGGGACAGCGACGGUAGUCGCAUACCCAAAGUACAGCGUGCUGAGGUCGAGCUUCCCGCGUGCGGGGGUGGAGUCGAGGUAUUCCUGGAGGAUAUCCUUUGCGAGCGGGCCCUGCAGGGCGAUGAGGCCUUGGUUGUGCAGGACGGUGUGGCGCACGGCGGCGCCGGUGCUGCUGUGGGUGGCGUUGAAGUGCGUGAGGUGGUGGGUGAAGUAUGCUGUGUCUUUGGCCUUGCAGGCGGCGUUGGUAACGACGUAGAAGGAGGAGGGGUUCUCGAGGGUGAUGAUGAGGUCGUCGACGAUGCCGCCGGUGACGGGGUGCAGGAGGACUGA
This is a messenger RNA of Morchella importuna, 540 nucleotides long. RefSeq lists its product as uncharacterized. The record is from RefSeq and is a predicted model, not a curated record. The transcript has a single exon. NCBI's taxonomy places the organism in Eukaryota, Fungi, Ascomycota, Pezizomycetes, Pezizales, Morchellaceae. The coding region runs from base 1 to 540 and encodes 179 amino acids.